AUGUCACUCGACCACAACACCACGGACCACGAAGCCGCUGCGAUGGACGUUGCAAAAGAAAUCGCUCAGGAACGCAUGAGCAACCACGUCCGGAUGAACCAAGAGGACCACCCCAAUCUGAGGUACUCUGUCCACCCAGACGAGCCGGACCACUCCAAACCAUCGUCGCAGAGAACGCUAUCCGCAAAAGAGGAGCGGGAAGCCAAGGACGGGGUCCCAACCACGGAACCUCAGCGCAAAGUCUCCCUGUAA
This is a messenger RNA of Cladophialophora yegresii CBS 114405, 252 nucleotides long. RefSeq lists its product as uncharacterized. Bases 1 to 252 code for a protein of 83 amino acids. The record is from RefSeq and is a predicted model, not a curated record. The transcript is spliced from 2 exons. NCBI's taxonomy places the organism in Eukaryota, Fungi, Ascomycota, Eurotiomycetes, Chaetothyriales, Herpotrichiellaceae.